Esox lucius (northern pike) is the source of this 6787-nucleotide messenger RNA. RefSeq names its product stAR-related lipid transfer protein 13. The coding region runs from base 424 to 4983 and encodes 1519 amino acids. Gene Ontology annotation, biological process: signal transduction; actin cytoskeleton organization; regulation of Rho protein signal transduction. The record is from RefSeq and is a predicted model, not a curated record. Gene Ontology annotation, molecular function: GTPase activator activity; lipid binding. Lineage: Eukaryota; Metazoa; Chordata; Actinopteri; Esociformes; Esocidae. The transcript has 19 exons.
GGUGGGUUUCCUUCUGACUCUCCGUCUUCAGGCUAGUUCUGCUCAACAGAGUGGUACUGCGGGGCUCUCACUGGGACCUUAUGGACCCGCAAUUUCAAGAAGAACACCAGAACACCAGAAGAACACAAGGAUGAACUAAUUUACAAGACAAUACUUGGGACUGUAUACUUGGGAAAUUCAGUGGCGUUUUGUCUCUCUCUUUCUCUCUCACUUCUGUCAUUCUCUCCCUCUCCCCCCUUUUCCUAUGUGUCUCCCCCUUUAUCUCUCUCUCUACCUGGGGUUUGGAGAGGUCCUUGCUACUUCCUUCAGCAACAGCGGUUUUGACAAAGCAAACAGGUCUUUCCAAAAGGUGGACUCAUCUAGAAUACAUUGACCAGUGAUGAAAGCCCAGACCUCAUGGUGUAGGAUCUCCUAUCAGUAACCAUGGCCAUGCCUGAGGGACCCGUUGCCACUCUUUCUGUCCUCAAGCCCCCUCAGAUACAUGGCCAGACUCUGGAAACAAUGGCCGUUCUUCGGGAGGACCCUCCACAGGGUCAGGAGGAGAGUUGGGGUCAGUGGGGGGUUGAACAUCAGGGUCAGGGCGAGGUUGGUGCCGUACUGCCAUGCAGUGAGUCCUUGAGCACCACUUCCCCGCCGGCAGCACCGGAGCAGCCUGGAGAUCCAGGGUCCCCUAUGAUGGGACCUACCCAGGCUCAAAUAACCACAGAGACCAUCAGAGACCUGGAGGAGUACCACAGACCGAGUACCUUCACUGCACGCGGUGAUUGGACCAAUUCGGCUGGACUGACCGUGGGGAACAGGAUCUUGUGGGUAAGCGGGGAUGCCGAACUGGAGCUUUGGUCCGGGACCACGGACGACCCAGGGUGUAGGCCUGGGCCAGCCUUGGGUCUGGUCUCAGGCAUAAAGGGACACUCAGGCACACAGCCUCCCUAUGAGGUACGAGAGGAGACAGAGAGGGUGAAGGAAGUCCCCUCCACGCGUUCGUCCCAACCAUUUUCUCCGUCGCCCUCUCCUGUCCUCUCUCCGGGCCAGACUCUGGGCUGUGUGGAUCAUCGUGGAUCAGAGGAGGGCGGUUUGUUUGACCUGCUUCGCAUCGUAAAACACAAACCCAGUGCCAUAGUCUUCUCCGGGGAGGACAAUGUCAGCCCAACGAGGGCCGCCGUCGCUCGGAGCACCGACGGAGAGGAGCCUUUAUCGGCCGAUGAGGAGGACGGUUACGAUGGUGGCGAGGGUGAUGACGAUGAUGAGGAUGACGAAGAGGUCCCAGAGCUGCCGCAGUACAAGGAGUUCCUGGUCAGUCGGCGACGUAGAAGCCUGAGCAGGAACAGGAAGGCACUGAGGAAAGGACAGGAAGUCCUACACACAGGCUUUCUGAUUGACCGGGGCUUCACCAAUAAGACCAACUCACUAGCCAAGCAGGAAGAGGAGGGGGAAAAAGAGACUAAAAAGAAGCAGGCACAGUCCCCAUGGUGUGACUCUAUGGGUCAGCUGAUGAGGAAGUUGGAGGAACUCAACUUAGACAUCCAGGAAGCACUCAGUGCGGGUAGCUCCUCCCUCUCAGACACCCCCACUGACAACGACAGCCAGCCACAGCCAAUACAGCCACAGCCAGACCUCCAAAUGAGUGCUCCAGUCACGGGGACAAUGGUGAGAGGAGGGACCUCCAGACCUCCAGACAGACCCUCAGAAAGCACCACAUCCAGACCCGGCCGCCGCUCUCGCCCCCUGGUCCGGAGCAGACCCCUGGCCCGCUCCUCCCUCCACUCCCUCUCUCACCUCCACUACCGACAGAGCCGGGGUGGAAUAAGGAUGACCAGCACAUCAGCAGAGAUUGAGGGCAAAGAGGCUUGUGAUUGGCUGAGGGCUGCAGGGUUCCCACAGUAUGCCCAGCUCUAUGAAGACUCUCUUUUCCCUAUAGAUAUCUCAUCAGUAAAGAGGGAUCAUGACUUCUUGGACAGAGACCUGGUGGAACCGCUUUGUCGACGUCUCAACACUCUGAACAGGUGUUGUUCCAUGAAAUUAGAUGUUAGCCUCCCCAGAAAGAAAACUGAUGACUCAGAUGAAGAUGACCCUCUGGCCAUCAGUAAGAGAUGGACUUUUGAGUGGAACAGCCGUCGCUGGUCCCGCCUCCAGGACAUGCACUUCCUGCUGGACUCGCCCAAUGAGAGCAGCCCCGAGGGGUGCCAGGGGGAGGGGCUUCUGAGGAACACCAUGAGCACUGAGAGCGUCCUGACGGACCUCAGCGAGCCCGAGAUCACAGACAUCUCCUCCCUUCACAGCCAGGACUCUCUGGGCACCAUGUUGCCCGACUCCUUCUCCAUGGCCUCGCUGGCCGGGCCCUACCAGCCCCCAAGGGAUAUGUCCCACUACAACUCUCUACCAAUCAAAAGUGGCCGUAGCAGCCAGGGUGGGCGGAGUCCAGCUAAGGCUAUACUGCGUCGCAUGGAGAUGAUGCGUACGUGGGGUCCGUCCUCCAGGAGAAAGUCAGGGACGCGGAGAGCGGCGCUAGUCAUCGGGGAGCCGGUCCUACAGGGGGAGGAGCCGCAGGCACUCCAAACACUCCAGUGUGUCCCCAUCAAUCAAUUAGAGGGCGGUCCUUAUCCUCUUCACCAGUCAUGUGACAACGCGGCCCCUAUCCUCCAAGACAGUGAGGGCCAAUCAGAAAUCUGUGCAAGCCCUAUUCGUCCAACUGUGAAGGAGAAGGAUUCUAAGCCACCGCCUAAAAGAGGAAGUGUCUAUCUAGAAGACAUGGAGCUGCCCUCUGGCUCCCCCCAUGGUCGGAGGACCGAGUCGCAACAAAGGCCGUUUAGCAGGAGCCACUUCCGCUCUUAUGAGGACCUGCUAGUCCACAUCCCGAAGGACCACAAACCGGGCACCUUCCCCAAAGCACUAUCCAUAGAGAGCCUAGCCCCGGCCACUGAGAACAGGACUUCAUCUCCCUCCCAGCUCCCCACCAGCCGAGGCUUGCCCUCGUCGGGCACAGCUCUGUCCAAGAAGCCCCCGUGUCCUGGAGGUCCGCGCGGCAGCAGGGUCAGUGUUUAUGACAACGUUCCCGGGUCUCACCUGUACGCGUCCACGGGUGACCUCCUUGACCUGGACCAAGACCACGCCCUGUUCCCCCACCUGGAUGACAUCAUCACCCACGUCAGCGGCCUGCAGCAGAUCGUAGACCACUGGAGCCGCAACGUCCUGCCCGAGGGGGAGGCGAGGGGGGAGGGCGUCGAGGACGUGGAGGGAGAUGGGAGGACCACGCCCAGCAAGGUGGAGACAGAUGGGGUCUUCCUGAACGACGCAGACUCUACGGCGACCAGCCGAGAGAGAAGAGACUCUGGAGUAGGGGCUUCACUCACCAGGCCACGUCUGCGGUGGCCAAGUUUCUGCCUGUCCGAUCGUCUGAGCCAGUCAGGCUCCUCGCUGCAGAUCAGUAGCCAGUCAGCCGGCCAGCUCAGCCUGCUCCAGAAGUUCUCCCUCCUUCGCCUCACAGCCAUCAUGGAGAAGUACUCCAUGUCCAACAAACACGGCUGGACCUGGUCUGUUCCUAAGUUUAUGAAGCGUAUGAAGGUUCCAGACUACAAAGACAGGAGUGUGUUUGGGGUUCCACUGAUUGUUCAUACCCAGCGUUGUGGCUACCCUCUACCCCUCUGUCUCCAACAGGCCCUAAACCACCUCAGAACACACUGCCUCGACCAGGUGGGUCUGUUUCGGAAGUCAGGUGUGAAGUCUCGUAUCCAGGCGUUGAGACAGGAGUGUGAGUCCAGUCCUGACAAUGUGAAUUAUGAGGACCAAUCAGCGUACGACGUGGCCGACAUGAUGAAACAGUUCUUUAGAGACUUGCCGGAACCACUGCUCACCAGCAAGUUGGGAGACACCUUUCUACAUAUAUAUCAGUACGUCCCUAAGGAGCAGAGACUGCAGGCCGUGAGGGCGGCCAUCUUGCUGAUGUCAGACGAAAACCGGGAAGUACUCCAGACACUGCUCUGCUUCCUGCGUGAUGUCACUUCCUGUGUGGAAGAGAACCAGAUGACACCCAUGAACCUUGCAGUGUGUCUCGGACCCUCCCUGUUUCACCUCAACAUCUUGAAGAACGACAACCUGUCCCCUCGGUCCAUCCAGAAGAAGUACACCACGGGUCGACCCGACCAGAAGGACCUGAGUGAGAACCUCGCUGCCACCCAGGGGCUGUCUCACAUGAUCACUGAGUGUCAACAGCUGUUUGAGAUCCCAGAGGAGAUGGUGAACCAGUCCCGCAACACGUACAUGGAGGCCGAGCUGCUGGCGCCCCCUCUGGAUGGACUGUGUAAAUCACACGACGACGCCAUGGAGGAGGAAGACGAAGAGGAGGAAGAGGAAGGCUCCUACCACUCUCACGUGGAGGGGCUGGUGCAGAGUCUGCUGAAAGAGGCCAGAGAGCGGACCAAAACCUGGGUGUCCCGGGCCACCUUGGACCACACUGAACUGGCCUGUAAGAAGGUGGGGGACGGUAACCCCUUGCGACGGUGGCGGGUCAGUCUGGAGGUGUGUGCCUUGCCCGGCGAGGUGUUGGAGAGGCUGCUAAGGCAGCGCCCCCUGUGGCAAACAAAUGUACUGCAGGAGAAGGUUCUGGAAACCCUGGACAGACAGACGGACAUCUACCAGUACAGUCUGAGGAGCAUGGCCCCGCACCCCAACACGGACUAUGUCGUUCUGAGGUCAUGGCGUAGUGAUGUGUCCAAGGGCAGCAGUGUGUUGGUGUGUGUGUCUGUGGACCAUGAGGACAGCACCUCCACGGCUGCCGUCAGGGGGGUGGUUUUGGAGUCCCAGUACCUCCUAGAGCCCUCCGGCACGGGCAGGACCAGACUCACACACAUCUGCAGGGUGGACCUCAAGGGCAGGUCUCCUGACUGGUACAACAAAGCAUUCGGUCAGCUGUGUGUCGCUGAAGCCCAGAGGAUCCGCUCAUCCUUCCAUCCUCCAGAUUCCCCAGGCCCUGAGACCAAGAUCUGAACCCGGGGUCCAUGGCCUGAGGCUGGCCUACAAUGCCUGGAGGCAUGGCCUCAUGGACCAGAGGAACCGAAAGAAGCUACUGAACACAGAUAAACAGGACAGAUAGAACCAGGGCAUCUUCAAAUCAUGGCUCUAUAUUCGUGGACCAGGAACCUGGAAUAUAACAGCUGGAGUCAUAAACAUAUAACCUGUAACAUAAGGGCUAGACAUAUUGACCUGCAAUCCUGGAACAUAAGGGCCAUGAAUUUAGAAACUGAGAACUGUGAAAACAAGGAAGUAAUUGACAUAUAUAGUGGAUUUUGGAACCGAAGCUCUAAAAUUUGCGAUUGGCAGAGCCAUAAUCUGGAACCAGCCACUUAGAACCAGGGAUCAAGCACAGGCAAUCUAGAAUUGGGAAACAGGAAAAUCAAACAAUCUAGAACUUGGAACCGGGGAUGUGGAAAAAUCUAGAACUUGGAACCAGGGAUAUAGAUGCAGUAAAAAGGUCAUUGGACCACAGACCACUUGACUGAUCUUAACAAUAUGUAUAUUCAUCCAAUCCAUCAUGAUUUAUUUAUUAUUACAGACCCAAUAUAAGGUUACUCACGGUCGAUUUGGAUCUAUUUGACUGUUUUUUCAUUGCAUAACAUUUAGUUCUUCUAAGGAAAUUGUUCCUUUAAGAUUUAGAAGUGACUUCUAAAUGUUAUCUCAGAAAUGAGUGGCCGUAGUAGACCAGGUUGUUUCUAGCUGUAAUGCCAUUGUUUCGAGACAAUGACAUGAACACAAAUUGAGAUCAUCACUCACACAUGUGCACCCUACUCCGAUUUGUACUACAACAUAAUGUGAAAUAUACAAAAUGCUCCUAAUGGUAUGAUGAGGGGAUUCACAAGUUCAUUUACCAGGGCAUUGCCAAAGUUCAUCAAAGUUCCAUUUACCUUUUUUACUGCAGUUUGGGACUACCUGGAACUUGAAACCAGGGAUAUGAAACAUUCUAGAACCUGGAACCAGGGAAGGGGGACAAUCUAGAACUUGGAACUAGGGAUUUGGGACAAUCUAGACCAUGGAACCGGGGAUUUGGAACAAUCUAGGACUUGGAACCGGGGAUUAGGGACAAUCUAGGACUUGGAACCGGGGAUUAGGGACAAUCUAGGACUUGGAACCGGGGAUUAGGGACAAUCUAGGACUUGGAACCGGGGAUUAGGGACAAUCUAGGACUUGGAACCGGGGAUUUGGGACAAUCUAGAGCAUGGAACCGGGGAUUAGGGUCAAUCCUGAUGAACCUGGUUCCUUUACAUGUUUGUUGCUGCUCUUAUCAUUAGCAUCACUGUCCUCUGAAACUACUAUAAUUAUAUUAUUGAUAUUAUUCAUAUCAUCAGUUUUUUGUGUUAAUUAUAUUAUAAGUUGUAUUAUUAAUGUUAUUUUAUUAUCAUGGCAUCAUUGUUGUUAUAUAAUCAUUAUUUUGUAAUCCUAUACAAUGUCUAGGACAUUUAUCCAUUUCACUGCUUCUGGGAAGCAUGUCUGUCUUACUGUGUGUGUGUGUGUGUGUGUGUGUGUGUGUGUGUGUGUGUCUGUGUAUCUGUGUGAGUGGGCCUGUGCUUGUGCAAUUGUUUGUUUAUGUGUGUGUUUUUUGAUUGUGUUUGUACACACAGUGUAAAUCUGUGUUGCUUCCAAUACAUACAGCUGAUUGGUCAUCAGGACUUCCCUAUCAUAGGGAUAUGAGGUGCUCUGAUUGGUCAUCAGGACCUCCCCAUAACAGUAAGAUGAGAUGCUCUGAUUUUGUCAUCAGGACUUCCCCUAUCAUAGUGAUAUGAGAUGCUCUGAUUGG